Messenger RNA from Mytilus trossulus (common blue mussel), 468 nucleotides. RefSeq lists its product as uncharacterized. The record is from RefSeq and is a predicted model, not a curated record. Bases 1 to 468 code for a protein of 155 amino acids. The transcript has 4 exons. NCBI's taxonomy places the organism in Eukaryota, Metazoa, Mollusca, Bivalvia, Mytilida, Mytilidae. Gene Ontology annotation, cellular component: nucleus.
AUGGAAGUAGAGGUAGAUGAAAGGGAUGAACAACUUAAAGACAAAAUAAAAGAAAUGGAGAAAAAACACAGGGAAGAUAACAAAAAUAACCAAGCUUUGGCUGAUUUUACAGAAAAAGAAAUAGAUGCCAUCGUGGACAAUGUCAAAGAAAAUUCUGUCAUGUUGUUUAGCAAGUUUUCUAAUGUUGCUUCAAAUACAAGAAAGAAAGAAGCAUGGAAAAAAGUACAAAACGCGGUAAACGCAGUAUCCUUCACCAACAGAACCACAGAGGAAAUAAAGACAUGGGAUGACAUCAAGAGAGGGACCAAAAAGAAAGCUACAUCUAUUACAAAUGAUCGGGAGAAAACAGGAGGCGGAGUUCCUAGUUUUAUAGCCUUAAAUAAAAUGGAAGAAGACGUUGUAGCAGUUGUUGGGGAAGAAAGAGUAUUUGGUAUCUCAACUGGUUGUGAUACCAUGAAGAGAGAGUGA